AUGCGGUACGGCACGCUGUGCGUGGUGGACCUCAAGCGCCGCAGCUUCAGCGCGGAGAUGUACGCGCUGCUGGUCAACUUUGCAAACCUGGUGGUGCAAGAGCUGAUGACGGAUGGCCUGCUGACCCCGGCGGCCGAUGUGUGGUCCUUUGGCGUCAUCUGCUGGGAGAUGUACAAGUGGCGCAGCGGCGUGCGCGCCUACGUCGGCCACCGCAUGCCGCACGUCGUCUUCCUGGUGACCAGCGGCAAGGGGGCGCUGGCGCUGCCCGAGGGCGCGCCGCGCGGCUACCAGGCGCUCAUGGAUGCCUGCCUGCAGCGCGACCACCAGAAGCGGCCCAGCUUUGAGGAGCUGGUGUCCCGCAUCGAUGCGCUGCUGGCGGCUGGGGAGGAGGCUACGAUGGCGCCGCCGCCGCCGCCCAUGAACAUGGGUCCCUGCAAGGCAUCUGCAGAGAUGGCGGCCGCCGCUGCAGCAAUGGUCAAGAACUGA
Messenger RNA from Chlorella variabilis, 486 nucleotides. RefSeq lists its product as hypothetical. The coding region runs from base 1 to 486 and encodes 161 amino acids. The transcript has 5 exons. Gene Ontology annotation, biological process: protein phosphorylation. The record is from RefSeq and is a predicted model, not a curated record. Gene Ontology annotation, molecular function: protein kinase activity; ATP binding. NCBI's taxonomy places the organism in Eukaryota, Viridiplantae, Chlorophyta, Trebouxiophyceae, Chlorellales, Chlorellaceae.